Molecule: messenger RNA, 1755 nt
Organism: Penicillium bovifimosum
Lineage: Eukaryota; Fungi; Ascomycota; Eurotiomycetes; Eurotiales; Aspergillaceae
Product: mitochondrial-processing protease subunit alpha
Exons: 2
Coding region: 1-1755 (584 amino acids)
Cellular component (GO): mitochondrion
Molecular function (GO): metalloendopeptidase activity; metal ion binding
Source: RefSeq, a predicted model, not a curated record
AUGCGCCGCACAGCAUUGCGGGCCGUGGAGUCUGUGAAGCCACUGACACGAGCUCCUCGCGCCGUGUCAAGAAGCUUCUCUACCGUCAAUGAGUCGGCUAAGGACCCUGCCGAGUUAGAACAAAUCACCACACUCCCCAAUGGAGUUCGCGUUGCUACAGAAUCAUUACCGGGUCCCUUCUCUGGUGUCGGUGUCUACGUCGAUGCCGGAUCCCGUUACGAAGAUGCUAGCCUCCGCGGAGUCAGCCAUAUUAUGGACCGCCUAGCAUUCAAGUCCACCAAGGCGCGCAGCGGCGACGAAAUGCUUGAGGUUCUCGAAUCCCUCGGCGGCAACAUCCAGUGCGCUUCAUCUAGGGAGUCACUGAUGUACCAAUCUGCCAGUUUCAAUUCGGCCGUUCCUACCACAAUUGGGCUGCUCGCAGAGACUAUUCGUGACCCCCUCAUCACCGAAGAGGAGGUUCUCCAACAGCUUGCCACGGCAGAGUAUGAGAUCGGCGAGAUCUGGGCGAAGCCGGAACUCAUUCUGCCAGAGUUGGUGCACAUGACCGCAUACCGGGACAACACCCUUGGAAACCCACUGUUGUGCCCGGAGGAACGAUUAGGUGAAAUCAAUAAGGCAGUUGUGGAGCGUUACAGGGAGCUAUUUUACAACCCAGACCGGAUGGUGGUUGCAUUUGCCGGAGUUCCUCAUGCGGAGGCUGUUCGGCUCACAGAGCAGUACUUUGGCGACAUGAAGCCCAAAGAUCUCGGCAAGACCAAGGGCCCUGUACUUUCGGGCAGUGGGGUCGAAACCACAUUGUCUGAUGACCCAGAGGCCGCUCACGAAGGCCAGGUGCCGACCGUCCCCUCGUUCACACCCUCAUCAACAAUCAGCAGCCCGGCUGCUACCCCCAAAACACAAUCGUCGCUCUUGUCGAAGCUUCCUUUCCUUAAGAAUCUCUCUGCCAAGGGUCAUUCCCCGGUCGAGCCUCUCCCCUCCUCCUUGCUCAAUCCAUCCACUCUAGACCUUCGCCAACCUGCUCACUACACGGGUGGCUUCACUGCCCUCCCCCCGAUUCCUCCUCCAGCAAGCCCCAUGCUUCCCCGCCUGAGCCACAUCCACCUUGCAUUCGAGGCUCUCCCCAUCUCCUCGCCCGAUAUCUACGCUCUCGCUACCCUCCAGACACUCCUCGGUGGCGGUGGUUCAUUCUCGGCUGGUGGUCCCGGCAAGGGUAUGUACUCGCGACUCUACACUAACGUGUUGAACCAACACGGUUGGGUCGAGAGCUGCAUUGCUUUCAACCACAGCUACACGGAUAGCGGAAUCUUCGGAAUUUCUUCAUCUUGCAGCCCGACCCGGGUAGCAGAGAUGCUCGAGGUUAUGUGCCGUGAACUGCAGUCCCUGACCUUGGACACCGGCUACAGCGCAUUGCAAGCGCAGGAAGUCAACCGUGCGAAGAACCAGCUUCGUUCAUCGCUGCUCAUGAACCUGGAAUCUCGGAUGGUUGAGCUUGAGGAUCUUGGACGCCAGGUGCAAGUCCAUGGCCGCAAGGUCAGUGUCCGGGAGAUGUGCGAGCAGAUCGAGCGCCUUACCGUUGAGGAUCUCCGUCGUGUUGCUCGCCAGGUCUUCGGUGGCCAGGUCCACAAUAAGGGCCAGGGCACUGGUAAGCCUACGGUUGUGCUGCAGGAGGGUGAGCUGGAAGGCUACAAGCUCCGGUCUUUCCCCUGGGAGGAGAUGCAAGAACGCAUUUCCCGGUGGCAGCUUGGUCGGAGGUAA